Molecule: messenger RNA, 1683 nt
Organism: Torulaspora globosa
Lineage: Eukaryota; Fungi; Ascomycota; Saccharomycetes; Saccharomycetales; Saccharomycetaceae
Gene: CCT5
Product: chaperonin-containing T-complex subunit CCT5
Exons: 1
Coding region: 1-1683 (560 amino acids)
Biological process (GO): protein folding
Cellular component (GO): chaperonin-containing T-complex
Molecular function (GO): ATP-dependent protein folding chaperone; ATP binding; ATP hydrolysis activity
Source: RefSeq, a predicted model, not a curated record
AUGGCACAGGUACCGGGGCAGGCGAUGGAGAUGCCCGAUAUGUCGAAUGCGAUCGUGGCACAGGACGAAAUGGGUAGGCCUUUCAUAAUCGUGAGGGACCAGGGCAACAAGAAGAGACAGCACGGGCUGGAGGCGAAGAAGUCGCACAUCUUGGCUGCGAGAUCGGUGGCGUCGAUUAUCAAGACGUCGCUCGGGCCUCGGGGGCUGGAUAAGAUUCUCAUCUCGCCGGACGGAGAGAUAACGAUCACUAACGAUGGCGCAACGAUCCUGUCUCAGAUGGAGCUGGAUAACGAGAUAGCGAAGUUGCUGGUUCAGUUGUCGAAAUCGCAGGACGACGAGAUCGGCGACGGGACCACCGGCGUGGUUGUGCUGGCGAGCGCGUUGCUGGACCAGGCACUUGAGCUUAUUGAAAAAGGUAUACAUCCGAUUAAGAUCGCAAACGGCUUCGAUGAGGCCGCGAAGGUGGCGAUCCAAAAACUGGAGGAGCAGGCCGACGACGUGGCUAGCGAUUCGGCUUCUUUUAAGGAGUACUUGUUUAGGGCAGCUAAGACGUCGUUGGGGUCGAAGAUUGUGUCGAAGGACCACGACAAAUUCGCUCAGAUGGCCGUAGAUGCGGUACUGCGGGUAUUGGACGAAGAGAGGAAGGAUGUGGAUUUUGAACUGAUCAAGCUGGAGGGCCGCGUAGGUGGCUCUUUGAAGGACUCCAAGCUGAUCGAUGGGGUCAUAUUGGACAAGGACUUCUCACAUCCACAGAUGCCCAAGGAAGUGGUUCCUGCAGAGGGCCAGAACGACCUCAGACUUGCGAUCUUAACCUGUCCGUUUGAGCCCCCAAAGCCAAAGACAAAGCACAAGCUCGAUAUUUCGUCCGUGGAAGAAUACCAGAAGCUGCAGAACUACGAACAAGACAAGUUUAAAGAGAUGAUAGAUAACAUCAAGAGAGUAGGUGCGGACGUGGUCAUAUGUCAGUGGGGUUUUGAUGACGAGGCCAAUCACCUGCUGUUACAGAACAAUCUGCCAGCGGUCAGAUGGGUCGGUGGCCAGGAACUGGAGCUAAUUGCGAUUGCAACCCAUGGACGCAUAGUGCCCCGUUUCCAAGAUCUGUCAACCGAAAAGCUGGGGAAGUGUGGCAGGAUUUACGAGAUGGAGUUCGGUACCACAAAGGACCGCAUGCUAGUCAUAGAACAAUGCUCGGAUGCCAAGACUGUGACAUGCUUCAUUCGUGGUUCAAACAAGAUGAUCGUCGAUGAGGCUAAACGUGCCCUUCACGAUGCGUUGUGCGUUGUUCGUAACCUGGUUAAAGAUUCCCGUGUCGUUUACGGCGGUGGUGCCGCUGAAGUUGCCAUGUCUAUUGCAGUCUCCGAGGAAGCCGACAGACAGCGUGGAAUCGAUCAAUAUGCAUUCCGUGCCUUCGCGCAAGCCUUAGAUACAGUUCCAAUGACAUUGGCAGAAAACUCUGGUUUGGACCCAAUUGACACUUUGACGCUACUGAAGAGCAAACAGAUAAAGGAAAAUUCAUCUCUGGUUGGUGUGGACUGUCUAAGUAAGGGCAGCAAUGACAUGAAAGAACUAUUUGUGGUCGAUCCUUUCAUCGGCAAAAAGCAACAGAUCAUGUUGGCAACACAGCUUUGCAGAAUGAUUUUGAAAAUCGAUAACGUCAUUAUAAGUGGGAAGGACGAAUAUUGA